This is a messenger RNA of Hemiscyllium ocellatum (epaulette shark), 3066 nucleotides long. Its product is annotated as zinc finger protein 271-like. Gene Ontology annotation, cellular component: nucleus. The record is from RefSeq and is a predicted model, not a curated record. Lineage: Eukaryota; Metazoa; Chordata; Chondrichthyes; Orectolobiformes; Hemiscylliidae. Bases 163 to 2274 code for a protein of 703 amino acids. The transcript has 4 exons. Gene Ontology annotation, biological process: negative regulation of transcription by RNA polymerase II. Gene Ontology annotation, molecular function: RNA polymerase II cis-regulatory region sequence-specific DNA binding; DNA-binding transcription repressor activity, RNA polymerase II-specific; DNA-binding transcription activator activity, RNA polymerase II-specific.
CCACUCUACCCAUUGUCUCCUCUUCCUCUUCCAGAGCUGGUUCACUUCCUAUAGGGACUGAAAACCAAGUGAGGAGAUGAAGGAUUGCAUUGUACUACACCAGAGAGGGUGCGCAGCACUGAUAGAUCCAAACCAUCAACCAAGGAACAACUGCACAACGACAUGAACGAGAAACCAGUUGAGUAUGAGGAACAUGACCAGGUUUGCACACAGACAUCAACAGUCAUGAAUCACCAACAUAUUCAAGGAGAUGAGAAACUAUUCAGGUGUGAGUUGUGUGAAAAGGCAUUCUCGAAAUCGUGGAACCUCCACAGGCACCGACGCACACACACUGGAGAGAAACCCUUCACGUGUGAGGUCUGUGACCAAUCCUUUGCACAGUUGUCAACCCUUCGCACACACCGCCGCAUUCACACAGGGGAGAGACCAUUCAAUUGCAACGUGUGUAACAAAUCAUUCUCACAUUCAUCCACUCUCCGUGAACACCAACGCAUUCACACAGGAGAGAAACCAUUUAAAUGUGAUGUGUGCAACAAAUCAUUCUUGGACUCAUCAUCACUCCGUGUACAUCAACGUGUUCACACUGGAGAGAAACCAUUCGCAUGUGAGGUGUGUGAUAAAUCAUUUGCACAGUUAUCGACACUACGUGCACACCAACGUAUUCACACUGGGGAGAAACCAGUCAAGUGUGAGGUGUGUGAUAAAUCCUUUUCACAGUUAGGGAGUCUCCUGGUCCAUCAGAAGAUCCACACGGGGGAGAAACCCUUCAAGUGUGAGGUUUGUGGUAAAGCUUUUGUGAGAUCUUCAAGCCUCCUGAUACACCAGAUGAUUCACACUGGAGAGAAACCCUUCCAAUGUGGAGCUUGUGAAAUGUCUUUCAUCCAGUCCUCUGAUCUCCUGAGGCACCAGAGGAUUCACACAGGAGAGAAACCCUUCAAAUGUGACCUCUGUGACCGAGCCUUCAGACAGUUAUCGACCCUUGUGGAUCACCGGCGUAUUCACACAGGGGAGAAACAGUUCCCAUGUGAGGUGUGUGACAAAUCUUUCUCGAGGUCCUCGUACCUCCUGCGACAUCAGAGGAUUCACACAGGGGAAAAACCAUUUAAGUGUGAGCUUUGCAAUAAGUGCUUUGCCCAGUCAUCGGGCCUGAGUUAUCACCGGCAUGUUCAUACUGGAGAGAAACCAUUCACAUGUGAAAUGUGUAAUAAGUCAUUUCCAUCAUCGUCGACUCUCCGGCGACACCAACGCAUUCACACAGGGGAGAAACCUUUCUCAUGUGGGAUGUGUAACAAAUCAUUCUCAAGAUCAUCACACUUAAGCACACACCAGCGCAUUCACACAGGAGAGAAACCAUUCAUUUGUGAGGUGUGUGACAAAUCGUUCUCUCAGUUAGGGAUCCUGCAGACACACCAACGCAUUCACACAGGGAAGAAACCAUUCACCUGUAUGGAGUGUGACAAAUCAUUCUCAGUGUCAUCACACCUCCGUGUACACCAACGUAUUCACACAGGGGAGAGACCGUUCACAUGUAAGGAGUGUGACAAAUCAUUUUCACAAUUAUCGCACCUCAGCAUGCAUCAACGGACUCACACGGGGGAGAAACCAUUCAAGUGUGAGGUAUGUGACAAAUUGUUCUCGCUGUCGUCAUCUCUCCGUACACACCAACGCAUUCACACCAAGGAGAAGCCCUUCAAAUGUGAGAUGUGUGCAAAAUCAUUCUCAGAAGCAGGGAACCUCCGCAUGCACAAACGUAUCCACACAGGGGAGAAACCUUUCAAAUGUGAGGUGUGUGACAAGGCAUUCUCACAGUCAUCGAGACUCCUGCGGCAUCAGAGGAUCCAUACAGGGGAAAAACCAUUUGUAUGCGAGGAAUGUGACAAAUCAUUCUCCGACUUAGCAGGUCUUCGCGUACACCGACGCAUUCACACCAGUGAGAAACCAUUCACUUGUGAGGUAUGUGAGAAAUCAUUCUCGCAGUCAUCACACCUCCGUAAACAUGAACGCAUUCACACUGGAGAGAAACCUUCCAAGUGUGAGGUGUGUGACAAAUCAUUCUCAGACUUAGCGGCCCUCCACGUACACAGACGCAUUCACACAGGCGAGAAGCCAUUCACAUGUGAGGUGUGUGAUAAAUCAUUCUCUCAGUCAUCGAGUCUCAAUGUACACCAACGCAUUCACACAGGGGAGAAACCGUUCAAGUGUGACAUGUGUGACAAAUCAUUCCGGGUUUCAUCAAAACUUCUGCGCCAUCUAAGGAUCCACACAGGAGAUUAACCAUGCACUCUCUUGUGGUUUGUGAUAAAGGAAUUAUGACAUGUUUAAGCCCCCCAAGUCACCACUGGAUUCACCCCGAUUAGAAAUUGUUCCUGGUACCUCAAUGCAUUCACACUGGAAAGAAACACUAUCCAUAUAUAUUCAACACUGAUACCUUCACACAGUUGUGAGAAGUCUCAGAACAUCAACAAAUUGAAAACAUGUGUCUCUGCACCCAGUCUCACUGUGCAGGGUGUUCAGUGGGACUGGGACACAGAACAAGAAGCAGCUUUCACUCCCAUCAAACAACUAGUGAUGACAUCACCAGUGCUGAGGGAUGAUGAUGUAACAAUGGAGUCACCCUGCAGUGUGAUGUCAGUGAAACAGGACUUGGAGUAACCCCCAGGCAGUGAGGACAGCCCGCUGUGUUUGUAUCCAGAGGGUUAACAUAAACUGAACACUGUACACAGAUUGAGAAGGAGAGACUAGACAUUGUCUUUACUUGCAAGCCUUUCAACCCAUCCCUGUUUGGAGAGAAAGAGUGAUGGUCAAGUCUGACCUCAAGUUUCUUCAACUCUUGUCUGCUCCAAAGCAUUUGCAAGUGAUGUUACUUCAUUUGCAGAGAUAUGACUUUGGACUAUGUAGCUGAACACCUUCAAGAUUAUCUGUGCAAUUCAAGGCAUACCCAAUCUCUGACUGUGAAAUAUGAGAUCUAUCUGGAAAAUAUCUGUAAAAUAACUUGCAAAUUAUAUUGCAGAAUGUUUUUCCUUUUGUUAUGAGAAGAGGGGAUAUUUUGAUAAAUUCCUUUACGCA